Messenger RNA from Trichogramma pretiosum, 999 nucleotides. RefSeq names its product ER membrane protein complex subunit 3 (gene EMC3). Bases 158 to 937 code for a protein of 259 amino acids. The record is from RefSeq and is a predicted model, not a curated record. NCBI's taxonomy places the organism in Eukaryota, Metazoa, Arthropoda, Insecta, Hymenoptera, Trichogrammatidae. Gene Ontology annotation, cellular component: membrane; EMC complex. Gene Ontology annotation, biological process: protein folding in endoplasmic reticulum. The transcript has 3 exons.
AGCAGCCUGAGUUUGUUGUGCUUUUGAUAUUGACGCCAUUGUCGUUGUGGCAGCUCAAAAGAAAUACCAAAUAAAAUUUAUCAGAUUUACCUGUGAAUAUUGUUUAUUAACUUAUGAUAAUACUGUUCAGCAAGAAACAAUUUUUUAAAUCUCGAAAAUGGCAGAACUUUUGCUCGACCCAAAUAUACGUGGUUGGGUAUUUUUGCCAAUAGUCGUGAUAACCUUCCUAGUCGGUAUUGUGAGGCAUUACGUCUCAAUAUUGCUUUCAACGCAAAAAAAAGUUGAACUCACACAAGUUCAAGACAGUCAAAUUAUGAUACGAUCAAGGCUGCUCAGAGAAAAUGGCCAAUACAUUCCAAAAUCAGCUUUUCUAGCUAGGCGGCACUUUUUUAAUAACGAGGAAACUGGAUAUUUUAAGACCCAACGCAGAGCUCCAGUAACUCAAAAUCCUAUGUCAGAUCCAAACAUGAUUAGUGAGAUGUUGAAAGGAAAUCUUACCAAUGUUAUACCUAUGGUAUUAAUUGGUGGUUGGAUUAAUUGGAUGUUUUCUGGUUUUGUUACAACAAAAGUACCAUUCCCAUUAACUUUACGUUUUAAGCCUAUGUUGCAAAGAGGAAUUGAACUGGUAACUCUUGAUGCUGCUUGGGUAUCAUCCGCUUCUUGGUAUUUUUUGAAUGUUUUUGGACUUAGAUCAAUUUAUACUUUGGUUCUCGGAGAGAACAAUGCAGCUGACACUUCUAGGCAUUUACAAGAUCAAGUAUCAGGAGCUGCUAUGUCUAUGCCUCCUGAUCCAAAAGCUGCAUUCAAAUCAGAAUGGGAAGCAUUAGAAAUUUGUGAACAUAAUUGGGCAUUAAACGGUGUAGAUGAAGAUUUACUCGGAUCAAAGUACAAAAAUGUAGACGACAUUGAUAUGUACUCCCAAAGUUCUUCUAGCUAAUUUAAAUCUAUGACUUAAUAUUUUAAUUUAAAUUAAUUAUUAAUUUAUAUUAGAAAAAAAUG